UCCCUACAUGCUGUAGAAUUUGGAGCGGAGGAGCGAAAGACCUUGGAGGGUCUCACCCAACAAAACAAACUACAAAUGGGCCCCGUCGCCUAGCGUUUACUCGACCAAGCCUUGCUUCUGGUGCUUUACCAACAUCAGCACUCACCAAAAAUAAAAGGUCUUCCAUCUUUCCAUCUUGCACGCAGUUGACACUUAGAGGACGGGGAAAAUGGCAGCAAUUCCAUCAAGCGGUUCCCUUAUCGCCACCCACGAUUACUACCGAAGGCGCAUCGGAUCUACAUCUAGCAACAGUUCCUGUGGCAGUUCGGAGUACACUGGGGAGGUCAUUCCACACCCACCAGGUCUGGCACGACAGGACUCUGGCCACUGGUGGUCCAGUUUCUUCUUUGGGAAGCAGAAUCAAAUGGGGACACCCAAUGGAUUUGAAUCCCAGCAGAAGGCUGGCACCUACACAGUGACAAAUGGUCAGAUAACCUGCGUUGCCCGGGAGAUUGUGAUGAAGAGACAAAUGAGCGAGAGCAGUGACUCCGGAAAGGAGCCUGGAUCCCCCCUCCCCUCUUAAACCACCCCGACCCAAUUCCACAUCCUUCACCCAGGAGUCACCGCAGGCAGAAGCAGGCGACGGAGGCUCCAUUUUUUUUAUUUUUUAGUAAAAACUGGCUGCUUUUUAUGUCAUGCUAUAUAGUGCUCUUUUUUUUAUCUAUGACCAAAUCAAAGUUGUAAAACUAAAUGGCAAAAAAAAAAAAAAAAAAAGCUUUCCAUUUGACUUGAGUAUUUUCGUCACUGUAUCACUGGGUGCACUUUGCAAUUAUAUUGUAUUUGCUAUAAAUAAAUGACUAAUUGCAGCCCAAA
Messenger RNA from Megalobrama amblycephala (Wuchang bream), 852 nucleotides. It is a transcript of the gene ppdpfa, whose product is annotated as pancreatic progenitor cell differentiation and proliferation factor a. Lineage: Eukaryota; Metazoa; Chordata; Actinopteri; Cypriniformes; Xenocyprididae. Bases 209 to 562 code for a protein of 117 amino acids. The record is from RefSeq and is a predicted model, not a curated record. The transcript is spliced from 5 exons. Gene Ontology annotation, biological process: multicellular organism development; cell differentiation.